Molecule: messenger RNA, 410 nt
Organism: Nyctereutes procyonoides (raccoon dog)
Lineage: Eukaryota; Metazoa; Chordata; Mammalia; Carnivora; Canidae
Gene: SCGB1D2
Product: secretoglobin family 1D member 2
Exons: 3
Coding region: 41-313 (90 amino acids)
Biological process (GO): signal transduction
Source: RefSeq, a predicted model, not a curated record
UCACCAUUCACUAAGCUGAAAACUCAAAACAAAAUAAACCAUGAGGCUGUCCCUGAGUGUCCUGCUGGUCACUCUGGCUCUUUGCUGCUAUGAGGGCAAUGCAAUCACCUGUCCAGGCUUUGCACUUGAAUUGAAGAGCUUCUUCUUUCUAGACCCAGCUAGCUAUGAGACUAUACUUCGGAUACUAUGUGACCCACCUCAAGAAGUCAUUCAGGCCAAGUUGAAAGUGAAGAACUGCACAGAUCAGAUAUCCCUUGGGAACAGAAUGCUAAUUGCAAGAACAAUGGUGAGAAUCAUGGAGUCCUGUAUAUAACGAAUCUUACAUACUAGUAUCCCUGUCUCCCAAUGGUCACCUGAUCUUGUAGAAAAUGUAAAGGUUUCAACAUCUUGCUUCAAUAAAUCACUCUCCC